Messenger RNA from Cercospora beticola, 1151 nucleotides. RefSeq lists its product as uncharacterized. The record is from RefSeq and is a predicted model, not a curated record. Lineage: Eukaryota; Fungi; Ascomycota; Dothideomycetes; Mycosphaerellales; Mycosphaerellaceae.
CCUCGGCCUUGAGCAGCAUCUCCGUGAAAUAGCAGCUCUCUCCCUUCCUGCUUUUUACCUCUUUCAACAUUACCUGACGUAUUCAACUGAUCAUCCAGAGACACACACCAACAGCCUAUGGAAUUCGUAGCUGAGUUCUUCAGCCUUCUACUCAAGGCAAUUCGUUAACCGGAUUGACCUAAUCAACGUUGCCUAUCGAUUUCAGCACCAGCGUACAACAAAGAAAAAAGCCGCAUCAGACAGAGACGAUCAAAAACGAGUCGAAACAUUCCUCCCAACAAGCCCUAACGAUGACUCAAGGAUCAGUCAUCAGCCCCGCCAACGGCACUGCCAAUGGUGUUACCAAUGGCGCCAAGAAGCCAUUCGAGAAGGACUCCCGUUUGAGCACUCAGUCCGCCUAUGACCUUUCCGUCAAUGGCCUCGAAGACUUGGUCGCAUUCGAAGACACUCCAGCGGGACUCUGCAUCGUUUCCAAGGUGGACUUGCCGGCGGGAGCUCACUUUGCCUACCUGACCAGCCAUCAACCUCAACCAUCGGCUACUUGGAAGACGAUCCAGACUUCAGCAACCACUCAUACCGACCCACAGAGUGCGUUGCUGUACAUGAACCACUCUUGCGCUCCGUCUCUGGAAGUGCAUACCUACGCACCUGACGAGAAUGGCAAUUAUCCUCAAGCUCCGCUGCAAGGAGAAAUGAAUGGGGAAAUUGCUCAUUUGAAUAAGACUGUUGGACUGGCCGGCGAGGUCAGAGUCGCGAGAGAUCGUGCUGUGAAGAAAGGUGAUAGCUUGACCUUCUUCUACCCUUCCACUGAAUGGAAGUUCGAUCGUUCGUUCGACUGUCUGUGCGGAGCCGGCGAUGGCGUCUGCGUCGGCAAAGUGGAAGGUGCCCAUGCCAUUCCUGAGAAAGAUCUAGGACGCUGGUUCUUCAACGACCACAUCUUGCAAUUGGCGAAGAAGAGAGAUGCGAAGUAGGAGCAUCGUUGCGUCUUGCGUUUAGUACACAAUUGGACGAAGCCAAUGGACUUGGAAUGGAUUACUGUUUGAUAGUCAGCCUUCAACACUGACACACGCUCGUUACACACAAAGAACUGGCGAACUUCAACAUAGCUUAGGCGAUACAUAAAAUGAAUGGAAGUGCCCAAGCCGAUCCAU